UUUCAGAAACAUACCAAGAUGAAGGGGACUGCAUGUUUGUUACUUCUAGUAUUGUCAGUAAGUGUAAGGUCACAUGACACUGUUGGCAGUGAAGAAUCAGGAAACAAAUAUAAAGUGGAUCCUAAAGGAUAUCUUAUAUUUUGUUUAUGCAUGGGGAGAUUUGGAAAUCAGGCUGAACAUUUUCUAGGUGGAUUAGCAUUUGCUAAAGCAAUAGAUAGAACAUUAUUGCUGCCACCCUGGAGAACUUAUAAAAACAUACGUUUCACAGACUGGUUUAGACUUGAGCCAUUGACUGAAUACCACAGAGUCAUAGUGGCGGAAGAUUUUAUGGAGAACCUAGCUGAUCAGGUUUGGCCAGUCGGGAAUAGAACAGGAUUCUGUUUCUCAUAUACAGAAGAUAGGGAAUGUGAUCUUAAACAAGGUAAUCCGUUUGGUCCAUUUUGGGAUGGUCUUGGUGUGGAUUUUGAUAAAAAAGAGAAUUUUAUGGUGAGCUAUACACAGCCAACAGAAUGGAGUACAAGGUUUCCACCAUCAAAGUACCCUGUUAUAGCAUUGAAGGGAGCACCAGCCCCAUUUCCCAUGAAGCCUGAGAAUUGGAAGUUACACAAAUAUUUACAAUGGUCAGAUGAAAUUAUUCAGCAAGGGCAGAAAUACAUUCAUGAUCAUUUUCCAGGGCAGGAAUAUGCGGGCAUACAUUUAAGGAAUGGACCUGACUGGGAAAAUGCAUGUAAGCAUGCAGCUGGUCAGCCCAAGUACAUGGCGUCCCCGCAAUGUCUGCCUGUAAAUGGCGGAGGACUGGUCACAGAAGACAUGUGUCUGCCAUCCAAACAAGAAGUAUUAAGGUUGUUGGAGAAAGUUGUUAAAGAAACUGGUGUUAAAGUAGUCUAUGUUGCCACAGAUAAACACCCUAUGAUAGAUGAGAUUGAAAAACAUCUGAAAGAUUAUCAGGUAUCAGUGUACCAUCAGGAUCCAUGGCUUCCACAGUUAGAUCUCUAUAUACUAGGGCAGUCUGUUCACUUUAUAGGCAACUGUGUAUCAUCAUUUACAUCAUUUGUUACGAGGGAACGCGCAGUUAACAAUAAACCUACAUCAUUCUGGGGAUUGAGCUGACAUCUGACAUGUUAUAAUCUAGUUAAACAGCUUUGUGCAAUAAAUUGUGUAUUUCUAAAAAAUA
Molecule: messenger RNA, 1174 nt
Organism: Ruditapes philippinarum (Manila clam)
Lineage: Eukaryota; Metazoa; Mollusca; Bivalvia; Venerida; Veneridae
Product: GDP-fucose protein O-fucosyltransferase 1-like
Exons: 8
Coding region: 19-1110 (363 amino acids)
Biological process (GO): Notch signaling pathway; regulation of Notch signaling pathway; protein O-linked glycosylation via fucose
Cellular component (GO): endoplasmic reticulum
Molecular function (GO): peptide-O-fucosyltransferase activity
Source: RefSeq, a predicted model, not a curated record